Messenger RNA from Fukomys damarensis (Damara mole-rat), 1832 nucleotides. Its product is annotated as solute carrier family 2, facilitated glucose transporter member 3-like. Gene Ontology annotation, biological process: D-glucose transmembrane transport. The coding region runs from base 111 to 1610 and encodes 499 amino acids. The record is from RefSeq and is a predicted model, not a curated record. Lineage: Eukaryota; Metazoa; Chordata; Mammalia; Rodentia; Bathyergidae. The transcript has a single exon. Gene Ontology annotation, cellular component: membrane.
CUGAGGACCUGAGGAAAACUUACUGCCUGCCUGAGAAGGACAUUUCGAAGGUUUUGUUGACUGGAAGAGGUGGCUCUCAAACCCCACCUCUAGAUCUUCCCAAGACUUGAAUGAGGACCAUGGGGGCAUGCAAGGUGACACCGUCUCUGGUCUUUGCCAUCACUAUUGCUGCAAUUGGCUCUUUCCAGUUUGGCUACAACACUGGAGUCAUCAAUGCUCCCGAGGUGAUCAUAAGAGACUUUCUCAACUACACUUUGUCAGAGAAGUUAGAUGAGACUCCAAGUGAGGGGUUGCUUACAACCCUCUGGUCGUUGUCUGUGGCCAUCUUCUCUGUGGGUGGAAUGCUUGGCUCCUUUUCCAUUGGACUCUUUGUCAACCACUUUGGCAGGCGCAAUUCAAUGCUUAUGGUCAACCUCUUGGCCAUCGCUGGUGGCUUCCUUAUGGCUUUCUGCAAGAAGGCUGAGUCUGUGGAGAUGCUGAUCCUGGGCCGCUUGAUCAUUGGCAUCUUUUGUGGACUCUGCACAGGUUUUGUGCCCAUGUACAUUGGAGAUGUGUCUCCCACCACUCUGCGGGGUGCCUUUGGCACUCUCCACCAGUUGGCCAUCGUUGUUGGGAUUCUGGUGGCUCAAAUCUUUGGCUUGAAAUUCAUCUUGGGGACUGAAAAGUACUGGCCUGUGCUAUUGGGUUUUACCAUCAUUCCAGCCAUCUUACAAAGUGUAGCCCUUCCAUUUUGCCCUGAGAGUCCUAGAUUCUUGCUCUUUAACAGGAAGGAAGAAGAGUAUGCUACAGAGAUCCUCCAGCGGCUGUGGGGCACCCUGGAUGUGUCCCAGAACAUCCAGGAGAUGAAAGAUGAGAGCGUUAGGAUGAGCCAGGAAAAGAAAGUCACUGUGCUGGAGCUCUUUAGAUCACAAGGAUACCGAGAGCCCCUCAUCAUUUCCAUCAUGCUGCAGCUCUCCCAGCAGCUCUCUGGGAUCAAUGCCGUAUUCUAUUACUCAACAGGAAUCUUCAAGGAUGCAGGUGUCCAGGAGCCAAUCUAUGCCACCAUUGGAGCAGGUGUGGUUAACACUAUCUUCACUGUGGUUUCUGUGUUUCUGGUGGAGAGGGUGGGAAGGAGGAGUCUGCACAUGAUCGGCCUUGGAGGGAUGGCUUUUUGUUCCAUCUUCAUGAUGAUCUCUCUGUUACUGAAGGACACAUACAGUUUCAUGAGCUACAUCUGCAUAGUGGCUAUCUUGAUCUACGUGGCCUUCUUUGAGAUCGGACCUGGUCCCAUCCCCUGGUUUAUUGUGACUGAACUGUUCAGCCAGGGACCCCGCCCAGCUGCCAUAGCUGUGGCUGGUUGUUCUAACUGGACCUCCAACUUUUUGGUUGCACUGCUGUUCCCCUUGGCUGCAGCCUCCUUAGGAGCCUAUGUUUUUAUUAUCUUUGCUCUUUUCCUCAUUAUCUUCUUGCUGUUCACCUUCCUCAAAGUCCCUGAGACCAGAGGUAGGACUUUUGAGGACAUCAGGCGGGCCUUCAAAGGGAGCACUCAGGAAGCCUCUGAAUCUGGGAAGAGCCCCACCAUGGAACUGAACAGCCUGCAGCCUGCAAAGGAGCCUGUCCCCAGCACCUAAACAGACCUCCUCCACUUCCCUCCUCCAGGACAGUGAACAGUGGACAGCCACCUCUCCCAGGGUUAGGCAUGGCUGGGAGAUUCCUCAGCAGGACAAACUGCUUCUGAGUGCUGCUACCCCAUCCAUCCCUGUCUUAUCCCUCAGUGAGCCCAGCUGGGUCAGCCUGUGACCAGUGGCUUCUUGAGUGCUUCAUUUCUUGGACCUGCUCUUCUGUUUAGGACA